Panicum virgatum (switchgrass) is the source of this 740-nucleotide messenger RNA. Its product is annotated as methyltransferase-like protein 22. The record is from RefSeq and is a predicted model, not a curated record. Gene Ontology annotation, molecular function: protein methyltransferase activity. The transcript is spliced from 4 exons. Lineage: Eukaryota; Viridiplantae; Streptophyta; Magnoliopsida; Poales; Poaceae. Gene Ontology annotation, cellular component: nucleus. The coding region runs from base 2 to 517 and encodes 171 amino acids. Gene Ontology annotation, biological process: protein methylation.
GAUGCUUGGCCAAUGUCUGCAUCAACUCUGGUACGCUAAAGUUGAUGAAGCUAAAGUCUGUGUAAGGGAACUGGACUGGAAAUUGUCAUGGCCUCCACCAGUGAGUACAUGUGAUCCUUCUGAUCCAAGUUUAAGGUACCUAUGGUCUGCAGAUGAAAUUGAUGAGGCUGAGGAAGCAACAGUCCUGUUUGCCGCAGAUGUUAUCUACAGUGACGAUCUCACUGAUUUGUUCUUCGACACAGUGAGGAAAUUGAUGUCAAGUGGUGCUAAGAAGGUGCUGUAUUUGGCCCUGGAGAAGAGAUACAACUUCAGUCUGGACGAACUAGACGUUGUGGCCAAUGGUUACGCUCAUUUCCGAAGUUUCUUUGCAACUCAAGAUGAACACGGGGAUGCAAUCCACGGAGACAAACUGGGUGUCCUUGGAAAGCAGAUCGAUCUGGCAGAGAUUCCUCAGUACAUCAGAGAAUACGAGAGGGGCAGUGAUUUGGAAAUCUGGGAAAUCACGUACAGUCCAUGACAGAAACUGCAGUAGGUUGUGCAGAAGCCAUCGACUCUUGUUCCAUGCUACGCGACAUUAGGAAGAGGAUAGAAUAACUUAUAUACUCAUACAUUCAGAAAUCUCAUUUGAUGUCGUUUUUUUCAUCAGACUAUUAUUCCAGCAAUAUCUCGGCUGUUAUUUGCAAAUGCGAUCUGUAAUGGCGUUUUUUUCGAACACAAUAUGAACAAACGUAGAUGCUCAA